AUUCACAAUUAAAUCGAAUUGUAGAAAUCGAACUCAAAUAUGAAAUUCGUAGUAAUUUUUUCGCUGAUUUUCGCGCUCUGCUACGGCAACACAGGACCGGCUUUCCAAAUUUCGGACGGUGUCUGUUACAACGCCACAGCGGGGGAUUUGGUAUUCGAAGAGCACCAUCACAAACUGCCCAUUCCAUUCGUCAAAAGAGAAGUCACCAGCAACUGGGCAGGAGAUGGGAAGAUUUACUGCGUGUUAGCAACCAGUCCGGAAUCCGAAUCGAUAGGAUCGACCGUGGAAAUCACCAAAGGCGGCGUUAAUCACAGCUUCGUGACGUUGGAUAUGGUUUCGAAAAAGAGCCACGGUUUCGAGUACUUCAUUAAAGUGUACGCGCAUUAAUGAGUUAAAAAUAAAAUGAAUUGUUGCUG
Molecule: messenger RNA, 416 nt
Organism: Phyllotreta striolata
Lineage: Eukaryota; Metazoa; Arthropoda; Insecta; Coleoptera; Chrysomelidae
Source: the annotation of a GenBank genome assembly